AUGGUUUACGACUAUUCUUACAUCAACAAGAGAGAGCAAUAUGCUUCAUUAUCACGUGUCUCUAUUCUGUCUCACAUGAAUAAAAAAAAUUCAAAAAAAGGAGCCCCCACCAUUGAAAAAGUCGGUCAUCCCUUCUCUCAAAAAAAUUCGAGCACUAUAGCGUCAUUGUUGUGCUUAAGCCUCAAAUGCCUCGAUCGAAGUAUGAACCGAGUGAUGCAGUUUCUUAAAGGUCAGAAGAAUACAGCAGGGCCACAGAAACAUCAGGCAGUGGCACUGAUGGUAGCCUCCGACCUAUCGGUCUUCUAUCGUUGCAGUUUCAAAGGUUAUCAGGAUACUCUUUUGGUACACUCACUGAGGCAAUUUUAUCGCGAUUGCCAAAUAUAUGGUACCAUUGAUUUCAUCUUCGGAGAUGCAGCAACAGUUUUUCAAAAUUGUGACAUCUUUUUAAGAAGGCCAAUGGACCACCAAGCCAACAUGAUAACUGCACAAGGAAGGGAUGAUCCGAAUCAAAACACGGGAAUUUCAAUCGUCAAUUCUCGGGUGGCGCCUACAUCUGAUUUUCAUGGUGUUAAAGGUAAUUUCAGGAAUUAUCUAGGUCGGCCGUGGAAGAAAUACUCAAGGGCUGUUUUCUUGAAUACGGAUUUAGAUGGUUUCAUUGAUCAAAAAGGGUGGAAAGAAUGGAGGGGAGAUUUUGCCCUUUCAACAUUAUAUUAUGCAGAGUAUAUGAAUACAGGAAUUGGGGCUUCAACACAAAAUAGAGUGAAAUGGCCUGGUUUUCAUGUGCUGAAGGACCACCAAGAGGCCAAUCCCUUUACAGUGAAGAAUUUCAUACAAGGAGACUCAUGGAUUCCAUCUACUGGUGUGCCAUUUUGGGCUGAAAUUUAAAUCUCGAGUUAAUGUUAGAGCAUGUUUGGCUAGCUGCUUCUACCAAAAAAGUCGAUUUUUUCCACAUUAUCACUCUUGUAUGGCAAAAUAAACCACACGUGCCUGUCUGUGUGUAAUAUAACUACUGGUUUGCAAUGGAAAUGUAUCGUGUCUAAUGUCGUCUGUCAA
This is a messenger RNA of Olea europaea var. sylvestris, 1053 nucleotides long. Its product is annotated as probable pectinesterase/pectinesterase inhibitor 36. The coding region runs from base 1 to 885 and encodes 294 amino acids. The record is from RefSeq and is a predicted model, not a curated record. NCBI's taxonomy places the organism in Eukaryota, Viridiplantae, Streptophyta, Magnoliopsida, Lamiales, Oleaceae. Gene Ontology annotation, biological process: cell wall modification. Gene Ontology annotation, molecular function: pectinesterase inhibitor activity; pectinesterase activity. The transcript has 4 exons.